Perca fluviatilis (European perch) is the source of this 2254-nucleotide messenger RNA. Its product is annotated as solute carrier family 2, facilitated glucose transporter member 11-like. The record is from RefSeq and is a predicted model, not a curated record. Gene Ontology annotation, cellular component: membrane. The coding region runs from base 424 to 1782 and encodes 452 amino acids. The transcript is spliced from 13 exons. NCBI's taxonomy places the organism in Eukaryota, Metazoa, Chordata, Actinopteri, Perciformes, Percidae. Gene Ontology annotation, molecular function: hexose transmembrane transporter activity. Gene Ontology annotation, biological process: monosaccharide transmembrane transport.
ACAAUAGGCUGCCAUUAUGCAAGUGCUUCGACUGAAGUGGAACAUCUAUUAUAAGUAGUCCAUUCAAACAUUAUUUUACGACAGCUUCCAAAAUGAGCAUCUAUGAGGAGUCUACGCAAUCAAAGAAAGAGGAUUAACUCAUCCGCCCGUCAUGAUUUAAUUUGAGAGCAAACUCUAUACAUGGAUACAAGGAUAGACCUACUCAACGACAAACUACAAACAAUAUUGGACUUUAAACAAAACAUCAGCAACAAAAUGUUAAAAGAAUUUGCGGAUGAAUAUCAACCUUUGCUUAUUAAAGAAACCAAAGAUUAAAAGCAACCCAAGUUUCCCAACAAAUCACUUCUGCUGGCUGCGUGUGCUGCGUGUAUAGGGGGAACCUUUCAGUAUGGAUAUAAUAUAUCUAUCAUCAAUGCUCCCACAAUGCAUGUGCAGAAUUUCAUCAACCAAACCUGGAGGGAGCGUUACCAAACUGACAUAUCAGCAGAUGUUCUCACCCUGCUUUGGUCCACUAUUGUGUCUAUAUUCACCAUAGGAGGACUUCUAGGAGUGACAGUCGGUGGGACAUUAUCUGUGAAGCUGGGGAGGAAAGGGACGCUGUUGGCCAAUAAUAUAUUUGCAUCAAUGGCUGCUCUGCUAAUGGGUCUAAGUUACCCUACAGGAUUAUUUGAAUUACUCAUCAUUGGACGUCUUCUCACUGGAAUUAAUGCAGGCAUUGGCCUUUGUGUUCAACCUCUGUAUUUGGGUGAAAUAGCUCCAACUGCAUUUCGUGGUGCCAUGGGAAUGGGAACUUCUAUUUUCAUCACUGGUGGGAUCUUGACUGGACAAGUGAUUGGCCUCAAAGAGCUCCUGGGUAAAGAAGAGCACUGGCCCAUCCUGCUCUCCACCACAUGUAUCCCAGCAUUGCUGCAGCUCCUGAUCCUACCCUGGUUCCCAGAGAGCCCGCGCUACCUGCUCAUUGACAAAGGAGAUGAUGAGGGAUGUAAGAAAGCCCUGAAGCAACUUCAUGGUAUAGCUGGCUGUGAUGGCGAAUGGGCGGAUAUCGAGAAGGAGAAAAAUAAUUUUGUGGAUUUCCAAGCCAAGAAACCCUGGGAGCUCUUGACUGAUCGUAGUGUCCGCAGGCAGCUUCUCACCAUCUUGCUGCUCAACGCUGCACAACAGCUGAAUGGCAUCAAUGCUAUUUACUUCUACGCAAAUUACUUGUUCAGACAAUCUGGUAUCCCCGCUGAUAAAAUACCAUAUGUGACCGUUGGCACUGGUGCCUGUGAAUGCAUCACAGCUUUAACAUGUGGUAUGCUCAUUGAUCGUCUGGGAAGGAAAGUGCUCAUUACGGGAGGAUACACACUGAUGAGUAUCUGCUGCAUUUUAUUCACGCUGACGCUCUCUUUCCAGGAUGCCAGCCCAGUAUUUCCAUACAUGAGCAUGGUGUGUGUAUUUGCUUUUAUCCUGAGUUUUGGCUUAGGACCAGGUGGCGUGACAAACAUUUUGACCACUGAGCUAUUCACACAAACGGCACGGCCUGCAGCGCACAUAAUUGCAGGAUCAUUGAACUGGUUGAGCUUCUUCUUUAUCGGCCUGGGCUUCCCUUUUAUUGUGAUUGGGCUGCAGCAGUACUGUUUCCUGGUGUUCCUGGCCGUCUGCUCCUUAAUGGCGAUAUACAUUUUCCUUUUUGUUCCUGAAACCAAGAACAAAACCUUCGUGGAAAUCCAGAAUGAGUUUCAGUCCAGAAAGGCCCGCAGUGCUGAUGGGGCAGGGACGACACUGUUAUCCACUUUUAUAUGAAAUCCAUCCAUCCAUCUUCGUCCGCUUAUCCGGUGUCAGGUCGCGGGGGGAGCAGCUCAAGCAGGGGACCUCAAACUUCCCUUUCCCGAGCAACAUUAACCAGCUCCGACUAGGGGAUCCCGAGUCGUUCUUUUAUAGGAAAUCAAUUAAAAAAUGUUAUGUCUCACAAUAUUUACAUUAUGUCACAAAGAUGAGUAACUAAAAAUGAGGAUUUAUAGUCCACAUACGCACAACAAAAUAGAUGAGAUACUGUGAAUUUCAGAGAUGUAGGCUUUACCGGGUAGCCAUAAUUACGUCUUUUUAGUUCACUUACAGAUAUAGCCGCAUAAAUCAAAGUUAUCUUAAUUUGUAAUAUUUUGGUAUGAUCAAUGUUGGUUUGUAUAACUUUUAUAAAGAGUGCUCUAUUGAGACUUUUCAAUAAAGAUCAAUUUAUUAAAAGCAAGCUUAUGCUGUAUUAGUGAACUUACAACUA